Molecule: messenger RNA, 600 nt
Organism: Caenorhabditis remanei
Lineage: Eukaryota; Metazoa; Nematoda; Chromadorea; Rhabditida; Rhabditidae
Exons: 4
Coding region: 1-600 (199 amino acids)
Source: RefSeq, a predicted model, not a curated record
AUGCUGUUGUUGAUUAUUUUCAUCAUUUACACACCCUCGCUUUUCCAGGCGAUUAUCUACUGGCCCACUGUCGUUGGUCGUGAGGAAAUCCUCCCACUUGCCAAUAAGUUUUUCCCAGAAUACAAUUUAUCCCAGGAGAAAGGAACUCUUGGCGGCAUCACGACUAUCAACGAGUUUGCAUCCAUUUAUGUCAUAAUUCACAUGGCAGUUCCAAUAUUUCCAAUUUAUGUCUGUAUGUUUGUAUUAAGAUAUAAAAUAGUGCAAAAGUUGAUGGAGAAGGCAGAAAUGUUGUCGAAUGACGCGAAAGCUAGUCACAAUCAGAUUUUAAAGUGUCUAAUAAUCCAAGCAUUCAUUCCAUCUCUUCUAAUGAUCGGAGUCGUCUGUUAUAUCGUAUCUCAACUCGGUUUAGUCACUCAUCCAUUCAUUGAAUACCUUAUUUUUGCUUCAAUUUGCACAAUGCCAAUGUUAUCUCCAUUCACUUAUUUGGUCUUCAUUCGCCCAUAUCGGACAUUUUGUAUGAAACUUUUUCACCUGCAACGAAGAACAUUGAACUCUGAUUCAAGUGCAUAUUACUCAACUGCGAGAUCUGUUGGAAUUUAA